Molecule: messenger RNA, 1467 nt
Organism: Pistacia vera
Lineage: Eukaryota; Viridiplantae; Streptophyta; Magnoliopsida; Sapindales; Anacardiaceae
Exons: 7
Coding region: 1-1446 (481 amino acids)
Cellular component (GO): membrane
Source: RefSeq, a predicted model, not a curated record
AUGAAUGAGUCGCCGGAGCUACGUUGGGCCUUUAUAAGGAAAGUUUACGCCAUAAUAUCCAUGCAGCUUCUCCUCACUUCCGCCGUUGCUGCCGUUGUCGUCUUUGUUAAGCCCAUUCCUCACUUCUUCACCAACACUGCCCUGGGCCUCGUCGUCCACAUCCUUAUCGUCGUCCUUGCCCAGUUUGAUUCUGUGGUUUUAAUGUACUUAAUUAUGGCGUGUGUAGUGUUCUACCAAUUGUCCACUUAUCGCAAGCAUCAUCCAUGGAACUUUCUUCUUCUCAUCAUCUUCACAGUGAAUCUUUCUUUUGCUGUGGGAGUUUCUUGCUCUUUUUCAAAAGGAAGAAUAAUUUUGGAAGCUGCUAUUCUGACCAGUGUGAUGGUUGUUAGCCUCACUCUCUACACUUUCUGGGCUGUGAAAAGAGGCAAUGAUUUCAGCUUUCUUGGACCCUUUUUGUUCGCUUCCCUCCUGAUGCUUAUUGUUUUCACCCUCCUCCAGAUCUUUUUUCCUCUUGGAAAGCUACCACACAUGAUCUUGGGUUGCUUGGCAUCGAUCAUUUUCUGUGGCUACAUUAUAUAUGGCACUUGCAACUUGAUCAAGCGCUAUACGUAUGACGAAUAUAUCAUCGCUGCAGUCGACAUAUAUCUUGAUAUCAUCAACCUCUUCCUUGCUCUUCUUUCGGUUUUAGAUCAUAUGGUGAAAGGUGACGUAGAAAUUGGUAACCAAAACAUGGUGAAAGGUGACAUAGAAAAUGGUAACCAAAACCAGUUGUAUCCGGGGAUGAUGGAGUCGCCACAGAUACGCUGGGCCUUUAUACGAAAAGUUUACGCCAUUUUAUCCGUACAGUUUCUUUUGACUGUUGUGGUUGCUGCGGUUGUCGUCUUUGUCGAACCCAUCCCCAACUUCUUCGCUAAAAGUGGGACGCCUGGCCUUGCCGUCUAUAUUGUCAUCCUUAUCCUUCCCUUUCUCCUGUUGUGCCCUUUAUACGUUUAUCACAAGCAUCAUCCAUGGAAUUUUAUCCUUCUCAUGCUGUUUACAAUAAACAUUUCCUUUGCUGUGGGACUUUCUUGCGCCUUUACGGAAGGGAAAAUAGUUUUGGAAGCUGCAAUUUUGACCAGUGUUGUGCUUGUUAGCCUUACUCUCUACACCUUCUGGGCUGUGAAAAGAGGCAAGGAUUUCAGCUUUCUGGGACCCUUUUUGUUUGCUUCCCUUCUGGUGCUUCUUGUUUUCGCAUUCAUCCAGAUGGUUUUCCCUCUUGGAAAGCUAUCACAUGCAAUAUAUGGGGGCUUGGCGUCCCUUAUAUUCUGUGGCUACAUCAUCUAUGACACAAACAACCUGAUCAAGCGUUACACCUACGACGAAUAUAUAAUGGCUUCAGUGGCUCUUUAUCUUGAUGUUGUCAACCUCUUCUUUUCCCUCCUUACCUUAUUCAGAGCUACAAACUGACAACCUGAUCAAGCGUAACAA